AUGCAACUCUUCAAGUUCCUGACGGUUGCCGCUCUUGUAAGCAGCGUUGUUGCGCAAGCGAAGAUCAAAAUCAUGCCACUAGGCGACUCGAUCACGGAGAUCACAUGUUGGCGAGCGUUGGUUUGGGACAUGCUGGUCAAGGAGAACCUGGCCGACAAAGUGCAGUUUGUGGGAUCCAUGACCAACAACCCUCAAAACUGCCGAGCUCAGUCGGGUUCUUUCGAUCUCCAUCAUGAGGGACAUUCCGGCUGGUUGUCGAUCAACAUCGCGAAUCAGUAUCUUCAAGGCUGGUUGGCCAGCACCAAGCCCGACAUCGUGCAGUACAUGCUUGGCACGAACGACGUGGCUCAGGGACGCACCACGAACGAUAUCAUUGCCUCGUACACGAAUAUGGUGUCACUUAUGAGAGCUUCCAACUCAAAGAUGAAGAUUCUGGUGGACCUCCUGAUCCCACUCUCUUUCAACGGCGGCGGCAUCACCACGCUCAACCAGCAGAUUCCGGGGUGGGCUGCUCAGCAGAACUCGACUCAAUCCCCGAUACUGAUUGCCGACUGCUCAACCAAUGCUGGCUACACGACUGCGAUGCUUCGGGAUGGCGUUCACCCGAACGACCAGGGUGACCAGCUGAUCGCGAGACAGGUUGGGGCGUUGUUGGUCAAGUAUGUGAGAGAUCUAGUCGCCGAGAGAGGCCUGUAA
Colletotrichum karsti is the source of this 696-nucleotide messenger RNA. Its product is annotated as GDSL-like Lipase/Acylhydrolase. The transcript is spliced from 3 exons. The coding region runs from base 1 to 696 and encodes 231 amino acids. Gene Ontology annotation, molecular function: phosphatidylcholine lysophospholipase A1 activity. NCBI's taxonomy places the organism in Eukaryota, Fungi, Ascomycota, Sordariomycetes, Glomerellales, Glomerellaceae. The record is from RefSeq and is a predicted model, not a curated record.